This is a messenger RNA of Hevea brasiliensis (rubber tree), 1217 nucleotides long. RefSeq names its product tetraspanin-2. The transcript has 2 exons. The coding region runs from base 192 to 989 and encodes 265 amino acids. The record is from RefSeq and is a predicted model, not a curated record. Gene Ontology annotation, cellular component: plasma membrane; plasmodesma. Lineage: Eukaryota; Viridiplantae; Streptophyta; Magnoliopsida; Malpighiales; Euphorbiaceae. Gene Ontology annotation, biological process: auxin-activated signaling pathway.
GAAAUGGUAUUCCUUUAUUAUUAUAAUAAGCCAUCCAAACAACAUAAAUUUAUAGUAUUAAUAAGCAUUCAUUGAAACCACACGCCCUUGCUCGCAUGAGUUACCAUUUCUCCAUUUGAAGACUUGUAGUCCCAGGGCUCAACUUACUCUCUUACUCAAUUUUUUCCUUUCUUCCUCCAAAACCCACCAUCAUGGGAGUAGCCAAUAACAUAACAGCAGUUCUAAACUUCGUAGCCUUCCUCUGCUCAAUCCCCAUAAUUGCCUCCGGCACCUGGCUUGCCUCCAAACCCGACAACGAGUGCAUCCACUACUUCCGCUGGCCCCUCGUCCUACUUGGAAUCUUCGUUCUCCUUGUCUCCCUCGCUGGCUUCGUCGGCGCCUAUUGGUACAAGGAAACUCUCUUCGCAUUAUACCUCUGCUGCAUGGCCAUUCUCAUCGGACUUCUCUUGAUCCUACUGGUUUUCGCGUUCGUUGUCAUGCGUGCCGAUGGCGGGUACGAUGUUCCCGGGAGGGGUUACAAAGAAUACAGGCUGGAAGGAUUCUCGUCUUGGCUCAGAAAUCAUGUCGUGGAUUCCGAGAAUUGGAUGAAGAUUAGGAAUUGUCUGGCGGAGAGCGAUGUUUGUUCUAAGCUGAGUCAGAAUUAUCUCACUGCUGAUCAGUUCUUCAUGGCCCAUAUCUCCCCUCUCCAGUCAGGGUGUUGUAAGCCCCCAACAGUUUGUGGCUACAAUUAUGUGAACCCAACAUUUUGGUUAAACCCAACAAACCCAACAUCAGACCCAGACUGCUACUUGUGGAAUAAUGAUCAAAGCCAGCUCUGCUACAAUUGCAAUUCUUGCAAAGCUGGUUUGUUAGGGAACCUGAGGAAAGAAUGGAGAAAAGCAAAUAUCAUUCUUAUUGUGGCAGUGGUGGUGCUUAUAUGUGUCUAUCUCUUAGCCUGCAGUGCCUUCAAAAAUGCUCAAACAAAAGACCUUUUUCGCAGACACAAGUAGUGUUGGGCUUGAUCUUGCCAGAAACAUCCCCAUUCCUCGCAUUGUUGAUUCUGUUGUGCAAGUGUCCCUGUCAUUAGUGUAUAUAUUCCUUCUUUUUUUGUGCUUCGUUCUCUAGAAUUUUAUGGACCAACCGUGAACACUAAUUGGGGAACCCGUGCUUUUGAUUUGAUUACUUGUGAAGAUGAUAAUAGAAUUAGAAUCUCAAUUAUAUAUCAGCUUUCACGAGAA